Molecule: messenger RNA, 1122 nt
Organism: Asparagus officinalis (garden asparagus)
Lineage: Eukaryota; Viridiplantae; Streptophyta; Magnoliopsida; Asparagales; Asparagaceae
Product: NAC transcription factor 29-like
Exons: 3
Biological process (GO): regulation of DNA-templated transcription
Molecular function (GO): DNA binding
Source: RefSeq, a predicted model, not a curated record
UGUUGUCUCCCUCCUCUCCCCCCCCACACCCUCGUAAGAUUGCAAGGGCCGCCUAUAAAUUAUGACAAAGCAAACCCCGUCCUCCCGCCCGGAUUCCGCUUCCAUCCAACCGACGAAGAGCUCAUCCUCUACUAUCUCCGUAACCGCUCUGCAUCGUUGCCUUGUCCCGUCCCUAUCAUUGCAGAAGUCGACAUUUACAAGUGCGAUCCGUGGGAUCUCCCAGACAAAGCCAUGUUCGGUGAUAAGGAAUGGUACUUCUUUAGCUCGAGGGAUAGAAAAUACCCUAACGGAGUCCGGCCGAACAGAGCAGCGGCAUCCGGGUAUUGGAAGGCGACCGGAACCGACAAGCCGAUCGUUGCGAGUCGAGGGAAUGAAAACAUUGGCUUCAAAAAAGCCCUGGUGUUCUACAAAGGGAAACCUCCUAAGGGCGUCAAGACUAAUUGGAUUAUGCAUGAGUAUAGACUCUCGGAGGCGAAGAAUAAGACCAAUUUAAGGCCUGUGAAGCUCAAAGACUCGCCGAUGAGGUUGGAUGAUUGGGUGCUUUGCCGAAUUUACCAAAAGAGUAGCCAUCUUCAAGAAGACUCAAAUGGGAUUGAAAGCCCCAUUUCAAAUACACAUAACUCUACACAAGAGAAUGACCUCAUGAUGCACAAAUCCUUCUCUUUAUCAGAGCUACUCAAUGAGGCAGACUUCUCUUUGCUCUCUAGAUUGCAUGAAACUCCAACUGAACUAGAGAUGGCGCCCGUAUUGGAUAAGGCUUCAUUUGGGUACACAAAUCUGAACCAUCCCUUCAUCAAUAUGCACCCAUUUUCAGAGACAGAGUCAUCAUCAGUUUCUAUUACUGAGAACAGUUUAAAGAGGCGGAGGAUUGGAGAAGAGGGGCCGAAUUAUUACCCAGCAUCUAAGAAGAUCAAUAAUAAUUCAUGGGUUUAUACAAACUUUCCCAAUCAAUUUGAUAGCCAGAAUUUCUACAGCCAACACUUGCUUCUCAACCCUCAAUAUGGGGAUGCAGUAUAAAGAAAAAGGAGGGAAAAUGGUAGAAGUAAGUGGAGAGAAUAAGUUCCCAUUUGAUUAGUGAUAGGCUUCCUAUUUUUGUAUAGAAGUUUGUGUGGUUAAGAUUAA